Messenger RNA from Oldenlandia corymbosa var. corymbosa, 2326 nucleotides. Lineage: Eukaryota; Viridiplantae; Streptophyta; Magnoliopsida; Gentianales; Rubiaceae. The record is from the annotation of a GenBank genome assembly.
AAUUAUUAUAAAUGGUGAAAUGAAACCACCGCUUAUUAAAGGAGUUCCAGGUAAGCGCUUCCUCAGCUGUGAUAAGGCCGAAUAAGAACCUGCAUCAGAUAAGCACGAGGCCACGUGUACAGUUUGACCGACGAGGCGCCGAGUCACACUUUUACCCCAAAAAAAAAAAAAAACCGAAAACCUUAUUUCACCCAAAUCCCUGGAUUUAGCAUUUUAAUCAGUUCAGGUUUUUCGAUUACUACUACUACUACUACUAAAAAACUAGUAUUAUAUCAUCACAUCUGAUAGACUUUUUAUAUAUAUAGAUGCGGCAACUCGAUAUCGCCACUCGCCGACAUAUUUUAUGUAAUAUUCUUCUCUAAUUUCAUCUGUGAAUCCCCCCAGUCUUAACCUGUCCCUGUCAAAACCCCCCACACCCCAAAAGUUCUGCGUGAAUCUCCGAUCGCUUUUAGCCCUAUAAAUAGCAUCCAGAUUUCCCAUCAUACGGGGCAAACAAAGCUUUAUUAAUCAUAACAUUUCUUUGGGUUUUUUUUAUUUUUUUGGCUUUUCCAGAUUUGAUUUUGAAUCUAUUCUUACUGUUAUUAUUGUGGCUGUGAGAAAUUCUGUUGUGGUUUUAAUACACUCUCCACAGCAUCAACCCAAUGGCGGCGGAGCUCUCUAACGUUCUACCUCGUGUGCUCAUCGUAUCUAGAAGAACAGUUCGCAAGAACAAGUUCGUCGAUUUUGUCGGUGAAUACCAUCUGGAUCUUAUAGUAAGUUAUGGGGCUGUACCAGUUAUAGUGCCACGGGUCACAGGAGUUCACCUGUUGUUAGACAGUUUUGAGCCAGUCCAUGGUGUUCUUCUUUGUGAGGGAGAAGAUCUUGAUCCAUCAUUAUACGAUGGUGAAGAAUCAGAUUUAUCCCCAGAAGAAUUGGAGGAAAUUCGUAGGAUUCAUGCGAGUGACACUUCAAUCGACAAAGAGAAAGAUACAAUUGAAAUGAGAUUAGCCAAGCUGUGUCUCGAAAGGAACAUUCCUUAUUUAGGUAUAUGCAGGGGAUCCCAGGUGUUAAACGUUGCUUGUGGUGGAACCCUUUAUUUGGAUAUAGGUAAAGAGCUCACACAUAAAGUCUCUGAGAAUCAGAGAGUUCAGCACAUUGAUUACGACAAUUAUGAUGAUCAUAGGCAUGUAGUUAAGGUUGUAAAGAAUACCCCUUUGAGUGAUUGGUUCAGGGAUUCUUUGGAGGAUGGGAAAAAUGAAAUUUGGGUGAAUAGUUAUCACCAUCAAGGGGUUAAGAAACUGGCUCAGCGCUUUGUACCCAUGGCAUUUGCUCCUGAUGGUUUAAUUGAAGGGUUCUAUGACCCAGAUGCUUAUAAUCCUGAUGAGGGCAAAUUCAUAAUGGGAUUGCAAUUCCAUCCAGAGAGAAUGAGGAAAAACGAUUCGGAUGCUUUCGACUAUCCUGGUUGUCCAUCUGCUUAUCGGGAGUUUGUAAAGGCAGUAGUUGCAUAUCAGAAGAAGCUUGUUGGUUCGUCAAAUGUACCUAAAUCUUUGAAGCUUGAUCAACAAAUGGAGAUGAAAAGGAGGAUACUCGUUAAAAGCUUUUCCAUAGCUAGAAACCUGUACAAAGAUGGAGGAGGUCAUAUGCCUCCAUCAAAACAAGCUGAACUUGAGGUUGGAGCUGAAUUUCUCGAGGUAUGAUGAGAAUCAAAGAAUAGCGAUAUUCUCCAUAUCCAUUCUUAUUUCAUUUGUAUUUGAUCAGUUUGGUGCGUUAUACGACUGACUGAUCCUUGAUUUUCAUUACAGUCAAACACAGCCUUAACUCAGGAACAGCAGAGCAGGUUGAAGCAGAUGGGUGCAACUGUGAGGAAUGCAUCUUCUUAUUUCAACAAGCUGCAGCUGAAUGAGGAGAAAGGGGCAUUAGCAAGGAAACUGAUGGGGAGGAUGACUGUGGAACAACUGUAUGAUUUCAUUUCUUUUUAUCACAUGAUGGAGCAGAUAUGUUCAGAAGUGUUGGAGAAAAAGCUUCAUGGAAUGGUCAAUGAUCAUCACGCCUCCUCACUUAUCUGAAAUCUGAAUGAACUUUAUUUGCUUUCAGCUCUUGAGACCAUAUAAUUGUAUGGUUUAAUAUGUCAAACCCUUUGUAAUUUUUCUUGUGGUUUGGUCAAAGUAUCACAUGAAAUCUGCUUUGAUGGGCUCUGUAACAGUGAUUUGAUCAUCAAUAUAGUUUUCGAUGUGGUAGGUUUGCCUUCCUGUAUGGCUGUAUCUCUUUCAGUUUGGCCGUGGUCUUCUCUUUCUAGAACUACAUUUUCCUACCCAAAAAAAAAAAAUGUUAGGAAAUGAAAUUGCGC